Molecule: messenger RNA, 4986 nt
Organism: Aplosporella prunicola CBS 121167
Lineage: Eukaryota; Fungi; Ascomycota; Dothideomycetes; Botryosphaeriales; Aplosporellaceae
Exons: 3
Coding region: 466-4659 (1397 amino acids)
Biological process (GO): protein phosphorylation; mitotic DNA damage checkpoint signaling
Cellular component (GO): nucleus; cytoplasm
Molecular function (GO): protein serine/threonine kinase activity; ATP binding
Source: RefSeq, a predicted model, not a curated record
CGGUUCAUAUGCUGCCUCACCUAUCCAAAUUAUGUAUCUCCAAUGGCGAUCGCACCACUGCGCUUCCAUUCAUCUUCAUCUUGCGGGAUAAGCCUAGAACAUAUUUCUUCAGCGGGGUCGUCAGCGAAUAACCUAGUCAAUUGUCGCGCCAGAGACGAGCUGAGCUCUCUAUCUUACAUGGCUGCAUCCAGACGCGGUGGGCAGGUGGGCUAAUCUCGAUUUAUUGCAUAUGCAUCUAGCCUUGCUGCACCCGGUGGCCCCGCGCGGAUUGCAAUCAAGCAGCUUAUAUUCCAUCAUGCUCCCUGAGAAACUCUGCCAACGCUGAACCUGAGCGGAAGACCAAGUUAGGUUUCCUAAACGCACGGCACAGUCGCCUAUUGGAAAAGCCCAGGAUCUGGGACAUUUGUUAAACGCUAAGCAACAUACGCAAGGGACCCUCGAUCACCAGUAUUCGGAAUACGCAGAAUGUCAAGAAAUGUCGCGAUGUCUACUUCAUCCCUGCCUGGAACUGGCACGGAUGAUGGCCAACCCGGACAACCGCGCCACAGGACCCGAAAUGGUAGAAAAAAGCGACGCGAUGCGGCUGAAGUAGUACCCCCAGCGCCACGGGAUGAAAAUGAAAGGCGCAAUAGCAGCAGAGGAACCGCGGAAACCGAAGGAAAUACCCGUAAACUCCCUCCAGGUGAUAUGCUCACAAACACCUCCCCAAAGAGAACCGGAUACGCUGGUAACUAUGUCGAUAACUACCCAACGGACAACCCUUUCAUGUCUGGACCCCCUCAACCUUACAGGGCAGGCGAUCCUAGUGGUCAAGUUGCGCCUGCUUCAGUCUUUAACUCGACGCGUCCGUAUCCGUAUCCGUAUCAACCACGACCACCACCACCCCCUCCUCCUUCCAAGCCUAUGGACAACCACAAAACAACAUUUGGUCCUCCAGCAGAAUACCAUCCAUCUGCAGCGUCUUAUGAUACUUCCGCAUCUCGUCAUCUUUCCGCACCCGUUCCUCCAGGUGAUUUAGGGCAACGAUAUGGUUCAAAUUAUCCUCAGCGUCGAGAUCACCUUAGAAGUAAUGACGCUUAUAACACGAUGGGACGUGACUACAAUCCCCCAGCAGAAGGGUACCCGGGUUCAGUGAAUGCUAGUGUUCCAUCAAUGGUUCAACUUCUACGCCAACGAAGAGAUGCAUUGGCUGGCAAAAUCGAUGCCUUGAAAUACGAGCAAACAGCCUUCUCAGACCUUAUUGAAGACGAACGCCAGUCCAAGCUGGAGGAAAGGUUGAACCGUCUGGAACAACGUGUAACAAGGCCAACUUUUACAUCAACGCCGGCUCCCGCAUCUAUACCGGCUCCCGCAUCUAUACCGGCUCCCGCGCCUAUUCCAAGCACUUCAUUGUCUUCGAAGUCCGCUUUAACUCCUCAGGAGUUUGAUGUUGUCGAACGACUCGAACGACUCGAAGUAGCUGCACAGAAACUGAAAGUGGCUACUGAUGCCGCAGAAAAUGAGGCUGCCAUCAAAGCUGCUGUACGUAAAGAAGAUGAAGACAAAUUUGCGAGCGUGUUUGAGCUUUUGAUAAAGUCUCACGAGGAGCAAAUGGCUCGUAAUCGCGCGACGCAAGAAAAGGCGGCAGUCAUCGAAGCGGAAGCUGGAGCCAAGGUUGCCGAAGCCAACCAUAAGGCUGCGCAAGCAGUUGAGGCCCGGUUAAAUGCUCAAGAAGUGGCCGCAACACUUGAAUCUCUCUUACGGGCCAAGGAGGAAAGCAAGACUGGUCUGGGGGAUCAUGAGAUUCAAGCAACUACUACAUUUCCUUCUCUCAAAGAGGAGUUGGUUACUGCCAAAAAGGACGUUCUAGGCAAGACAUCCGCAACCUCUCUUCAUGCAGAAAGCCUGGCGAACGGUACAACAUUUCUCAACUCGGAGCAUAGCCAAGCUGCAAUAACCCUUGAAGACUGCUUCGGAAGAAAGGUGCUUUUACCAAUGCCAGAAUGUAAAUCCUGGGAGAGGGUCGAAAAAGUCAUAAAAUCAGCUUUUCAUGGCGCUGAAGAGACUUUGGAUGACGACAUUGAACAGCGAUUGUAUUGGUUGUAUACGUCGGAUCAUCAACUUAUUGUUCCCGAAACAUGGUCCUCGGUUGUACAACCAGGUUGGACUGUGCACAUGAAACUACACCGCGAACUCGAGCAAAGCGAUCGUUCGUAUGUUUCUUCAGAAAUCUCACAAACCGAAGAGGGCCGGCAUCGGCCACUUAAAAGCAGAAGUGGAUCGAUAAAAAGCUCUUCAGGAUCCUCCCUACUGUCUUCGUCGAGAAUGACUUCAUCAGAGCCCAGGAGGACCCGCAUGUCUGUCCCGCCUCCGGUUCCUGAUGCCCCAUCAGCACAGGCAGGAGAAUACGGCCCAACCCUUUGGAACUUACCGCUCGAAUCAAUUGCUGGAAACUUUGAAAACAUCAAGUCUGGGUCUAACAAGGGAAACAAUGGCCGAACCAACCAUACGGAUGAACCGGAGGCUUCUAACGUGUCGAAGGGCUCUAUAGUACCUAAUGAACCCCAAGAAGGCGGAGUCUUUAAAAAAUACGAGAAACCGAAGGUUGACGAUGCUUCGGAAGUCUCGAAUGGCGAACAUCAAUGGAAUCAACAACCAAGUCAGGGCAACGCAAGCAUCACUGCCGACGGUCUCGCGUCACCACGGUUCAAAGCGGACCUUUCUGCUCAUACAGUACCUCCCGAGAAUACAGUCUCAAGUGACUUGCUAGAGUUUCGAGAUCAGUAUGAGGUUAAAGAACGUACAACUUCUCUUGAAGACGAGCCCAAACGCUUUCAACAUUUGGGCCAUACCAACCUCCUUGACUUUGAUAAGUCAGAUUUUGAUCCUGUUGAAGGCUCGAGGAAUGGGGUGCAAGGUGUGAUUCACGUGGUGGAUAGUGAGAACCACAUCCCUGCUUCCAAAGCUCUUCCCGUGGACACACAGCGUCCUGACAAACUUGAGAAAUAUUUGCCAUAUCCCUUGCAAGUUAUGGAGCAAGAGACGAACCACUCUGGAUUUAUCGUGGAUGCUGAAAGUGGCCGAGUCACCGAUUCAAAGACAGACGGAAGAGGCGAAAUUGCUCCGGAAGAGCACUUUUUAGCCCCAAGAGCAGGGCUGAAUGGACUUUCACCGGAAACAUCUACACUGACCAAUAUAGAAGAGGACCCCAAAAACAACAGAUCCAAAACCGAUGAGAAGAAACAUCAAAUGACAGCUAUCUUGGGCGCUCUGGCUGGGCACCAACCGGGAAUGGACAAGAAUACAUGUGGCACCGAUUAUCGUACUACCCUUCGACUAGGCAAAAACUAUAGCACGGCACCAUCCCAGAUCGGAAACGAUUGCGCUUCUAACCCUGGUCUCCGUGUAAAGGACGGCCUCACAGAGCAAAAAGAUAAUGAGCUGUCUACAGUACCGGAGCACGAAGAGUCGUUGGCACCAGCCGAGCCUGUCCUUGGCAGGCUUACCGAUGGAAUACAAACUCAAGCCACCUUCGCUCGCAGUUGUAUUCUCCUUGACCCUUUAUUGUCCGAGUCAAAGCCUAACGCGGACUUGAUCCCCGGCUUGAAAAGCUCACCAUUGAUAACCCUCCAAAAUUGCGACCCUAGUUGGUCUGGCAGAGGCCAACAUAUUGAAUACUCGAAUGAGUCUGAGAUUCCAUUGCAAACAUGCAAAUCAUUGGGGCAUGGCGCCACUGCUAUGGUAGAAGCAUGUCGUCUAAACCAAUACACUAUUGCCCGAAAAAUAAUUCGCCUUCAUCGAAGAAUGAAGAAAGAAGAGGCAGUAAUCGAAGUCGAGCACCUUCAGCGCCUGCGGCAUCCCCAUAUCGUCCAGCUUAUAGGGAGCUACCUCCUUCCAAAAAAACAGUUUGCUAUCCUCAUAUACCCUGUGGCAGACUACAACCUCGAUGAGUUCAUGCAACGCUGCGAACAGCUUGGUACAUCCAGCAUAGAGACACGAUCACUUUCUGGUUUUGUACCAUGUCUGAUUCAUGCCAUGGCCUAUAUACACGACAAGAAAAUCAAACAUAUGGACAUCAAGCCCCUGAACGUAUUGGUAAAAUCGACUGAAAGCAAAACGCAUCCCUACACUGUCUAUCUCGCCGACUUCGGUAUCGCCAGAGCUUACAAGGCGCAUGAAGAUAUGGAUACAAACACUAAUAUUUCCUUCACAAGAAAAUACUGCGCACCCGAGAUCCCAAACAAGAAGCGACGCGGCAAAAAGGCCGACAUAUUUUCUCUUGGAUGCGUUUUUGCAGAGAUUUUCACUGUUCUUGCAGGGGAAUCUUUGGAAGACUUCACUGAUUUACGAGAGGAGAACACAAAACAAGAUGAUGGUGGUGACGACUCGGAUGCAGAAAUCCAACAGUAUUCAAGACAAGGUGAUGGAUGUUACCACACGAAUAUGGUCAUAGUGAGAAAAUGGCUGGAAAAUUUGCGCUUUCCUGCAGAUACCCCGGUAUACUGGGAAUUGUGGCUACCUCUGCUACAGCGAAUGCUUCGACGAGACGCUGCUGAUCGGCCAUCAGCAAGAGAUCUAUUGAGGUAUUGCGGUGGGUCGAGAGAUUGCUGUCGUGGGCCUGCCCCCUCCUAUGACGGUGGAGAAGAGUCACAGUCUGUUUCCUCUCUUAUGGCCGAAUAGUCUUCUCUACCCUCAUAUUUGUAAGGUUUUUCGUUUGAUAAAAGGUUUUUGGAACUCAAAGAUAGCAGGGCUUUUAUUGGUAUCAGCAAUAUAUACCCGUCGCCGUACUGAUGAACCAGAUUCGCACGCGACCUAAUUGGCGCCGGGCCUCAGGUUAAGAUACAUUCUGUUAGUUAAUGUUCCAUCUGUUAACAGUCCUUAAGUUGUGCUAUCGGCUUGCUAGGUUUGAUCGGCAAGCACCUUUCUUUUCCUCUGCAGCUCGUAGGUUCGACACGGAGCCAACUCACUUCCUCCUACAUUACCCGAUAAUUAUACCGAUUAUACCGC